UGUAAAUUUGGGAUUUAUGAAGAUAACUUAUGGGUUGUCUGGAUUUCCACUCCGAGGAUUUGUAUCACUUCUAAGCUUCUUUUUCAAGACUCAAGAAGCUAUUUCUAGUCAUCCACAAUUACUAGUUCUCUAAUUCAAUGUGUUUGGUUCCUUGAAAUAAAAUGGCAGCUGGAAGUAGCUGUCAACAAAAUUUUAGAAAAGCUGUUGGUGCUCUUAAAGACUCUACGAUGGUUGGGAUGGCCAAAGUCAACGGUGAGUUUAAGGGAUUAGAUGUUGCCAUUCUUAAAGCCACAAACCACAUUGAAAUAUUGCCAAAGGAGAAGCAUGUACGAAAAAUUUUCGAUGCAGUUUCAGCUUUAAGACCUCGAGCAGAUGUUGGUUAUUGCAUACAUGCACUUGCAAGGCGUCUUUCUAAAACCCGUACUUGGGCAGUUGCAAUAAAAACUUUAAUCAUUACAAAAUAA
Olea europaea var. sylvestris is the source of this 464-nucleotide messenger RNA. Its product is annotated as putative clathrin assembly protein At4g25940. The coding region runs from base 162 to 464 and encodes 100 amino acids. Gene Ontology annotation, biological process: clathrin coat assembly; clathrin-dependent endocytosis; vesicle budding from membrane. The record is from RefSeq and is a predicted model, not a curated record. The transcript is spliced from 5 exons. Lineage: Eukaryota; Viridiplantae; Streptophyta; Magnoliopsida; Lamiales; Oleaceae. Gene Ontology annotation, molecular function: 1-phosphatidylinositol binding; SNARE binding; phosphatidylinositol-4,5-bisphosphate binding. Gene Ontology annotation, cellular component: clathrin-coated vesicle; clathrin-coated pit.